AUGAGAGAAGCCAAUUCUAAGAAAAUAGAGGAAACAAGGUUUUUAUAUGAGAAUAAAUCUUUAAAUGACUAUGAAUUGGAGGAUAAGGACCAGAAGGCUUUAUUAGGAUGUAUGAAUAAGAGAUCAUAUGAAGAUGUUAAGCUUUCGUUACAGAUAAAGUCAUAUUAUGAGAUAGAUGAGGAAGAAUUAUGUUUAGAGGAAUCUACAAGCGGAGAAAGUGGAAUUGAUAGUAGUAAUGUUGAUAGAUAUGGAUUUUUUUCAAUACGUCAAAAGCUUCCAAAAGAAAAGAAUAGAACUAUGUUACAAUUUGGUCUUUUAGAACUUGGGAAUGUAUUUUUUAGAAGAGGGAAACGUAUAGUUCUUGAAAUUCCUCAUGGUUUUUAUUUUGAUCAAUUAUUGAAUCAAGAUAAUCUUAUAUGGUAUAAAGAGGGUUAUGAUGUUAAUAAAAAGGAAAUCAAUAGAAUUGAAAAAUGGAGGAAUAUGGCAGAAAUUUUUAGAACUAAUGGGAAUACUGAAUAUUCAUUUUUAAAUACAAAAAAGCUUAUUAAUAGAGUUUUUAAAGGAAUACCAGAUUCCUGGAGAUCGGCUGCAUGGUAUGCUUUUUUAUCACAUUCUGCAAAAAAAAACAAGAGUAAAUAUAGUGAUUGUGAAUUAAAGUUGAAAUAUUAUGAACUUCUUCAACUUCCAUAUGCUCAGGAUUUUCAAAUUGAUCUUGAUGUUCCUCGUACUAUAAACGGGCAUGUUUUUUUUCAAAGACAAUAUCGAGAUGGACAACGACUUCUUUUUAGAGUUUUACAUGCUUUAUCUCUUUUUUAUCCAGAAACCGGUUAUAUACAAGGAAUGGCUUCUUUAGCUGCUACAUUUUUAUGUUACUAUGAUGAAGAGUCUGCUUUUAUUAUGUCAGUCAGACUAUGGGAAGAAAGAGGAAUUUUAUCUAUUUUUUCUAAUAGCUUUAAAAAUCUUUUUGCAUGUUUUAACGAAUUGCAAAAUAGACUCUUAAAAACAAAAGUUGGGAAAAAAUUGUUUUCCCUUGGAAUUGAUAUAUCUACAUUUACUACAAAAUGGUACUUGACUCUUUUUAAUCACUCUUUAUCCUUUUCUACUCAAUUGCGGAUUUGGGACGUAUUUAUAUGGUAUGAUACUAAUGAAAAAAAUAAACUAGAGAUAUUGCACAUAACAGCUAUGUCUUUAAUAUUGGCAAUGAAAGAUACACUUAUGAAGGCUAAUUUUGAAACUGCUAUGAGACUUUUAACCUCCAGAAUACAUGUUAUAGACGACGAUGCUUUUUUAGAUCUUAUUAAAUCUCAUUGGAAAUUAAUAAAGAAUACAUAA
This is a messenger RNA of Pneumocystis carinii B80, 1332 nucleotides long. RefSeq lists its product as hypothetical. The coding region runs from base 1 to 1332 and encodes 443 amino acids. The record is from RefSeq and is a predicted model, not a curated record. The transcript has 7 exons. Lineage: Eukaryota; Fungi; Ascomycota; Pneumocystomycetes; Pneumocystales; Pneumocystaceae.